Molecule: messenger RNA, 947 nt
Organism: Populus nigra (black poplar)
Lineage: Eukaryota; Viridiplantae; Streptophyta; Magnoliopsida; Malpighiales; Salicaceae
Exons: 3
Coding region: 392-814 (140 amino acids)
Source: RefSeq, a predicted model, not a curated record
AACCAUUGGCAGGUGGGCAAAGACCCCAUUAACCAGAAGUCAUAAAACUGGAGGUUUAUGAUCAUAAAACCAGCUUCUACUUCACUUUGGACUGUUUUAUUGGCUCAUCGGAUUACGAUAAAGGGUUUUAAAACAUGGCGGUAAGUUAAAUGGUUGAAGUCUUGGCGGUGAUUGUCAAUUUCUAAUUAAAGAAAAACUGUAUACGUGGGACCCAUGUCACUUUGAUUGUAAGAAUUUGGAGUGAGCUUAAACUCUUUCAUUGGUCCUGUCACACACAAUUUCUUACUCAGCGUGACAGUGAUUAAAUUCUCUGUGAGACUUUGACCAUAUUCUUCUUCUUCUUCUUCUUCCAUUUCAUUCCAUGUGGAGGGAGCUGUAGACAACAGGCAUCAUGGCAGCUGAGGGCAAUGAGGCAUCAAAUGGAUGGCCACUCGGACUAAUGAGCACAAGACUACGAGUGAUGGAGACAAUACAGGCUGCUCCAGCAGAACCGUAUUCCUUGCGUAUACGCUCAUCUAGUUUCUCUUCGUUCUCAUCCUCCAACCUUGACACUGAGUCAACAGCAUCCUUCUUCCAAGACAGAAGUGUGCCACUGGGCCGGCUAAUUGGAAUCAGACCAGGGAAUGGAGGUUUGUACUUCCCAAGGAGAGUCCACGCAGAUGAACAAGAAAAAAUAGCCGUAAGAGCUAUUAGGGCCGCAAGUUCUGAAGUCUCUGGAGCACGCAGGGCUGAUAUGUCUCAUGGAAUUUGCAUUCCUUUACUAGCUGGCACCCUAGAAAAGAUGAGCAGAAGCAAGAGCAAGUCGAGACAAUGAUUUUUUUUCGUGAGACGAGGCAUUUAAAGGGAAACAACAUCACUGGCAUUUAUCAUACCUGUUCUGUUCUAUUGUGUAUUUAGAAGGAUUUUUUGUGAAUUGAACAUUACUAUUCAAUUGACAUUUCCAUAAA